CUUCUAUAAAUAAAGAUCAUCUUCUUCCUCCCAUCAUCAUCUAGUCUUCUUCGAAUUACAGAAAAGCAGAGUUUCUUCUAAACAUGAGACCUCCAUUGUUGACGCCUCUUCUGCUCUCUUUCCUCUUCUUCUUCAUUUCCCUCUCCCUUGCUCUCGUUCCUCCCAACGAGACCUUCAGGUUCGUCAAUGAAGGCGACUUCGGCGUUUUCAUCGUCGAGUAUGACGCAACUUACAGACCCCUGAGCAUCAGCAACUCGCCAUUUCAGCUCAUGUUCUACAACACGACGCCGAAUGCAUAUACGCUCGCUCUUCGAAUGGCGAUUCUCCGCUCUGAAUCUGCAAUGCGGUGGGUUUGGGAAGCCAAUCGCGGCCAUCCGGUUCGCGAAAAUGCCACAUUCUCUCUCGGUGCCGACGGAAACCUAGUUCUCGCCGAAUCUGACGGCACCGUCGUAUGGCAAUCGAACACCGCCAACAAAGGCGUCGUCAGAUUGGAAUUGCUCCCGAACGGUAACAUGGUGCUCCUCGACUCCAACGGCAAAUUCGUUUGGCAGAGCUUCGAUUCGCCCACGGAUACACUCCUUGUCGGCCAAUCGCUCCGUCUCGGCGGCGCAAUGAAGCUAGUAAGCCGCGCAUCGGAGAAAUCGAACGUGAAUGGACCUUACAGUUUCGUGAUGGAAAGAAAAGCCCUAGCUCUGUACUACAAAAGCCCGAAUUCUCCAAAACCAAUGCGCUACUUCGCAUCCUCGAAUUGGUUCACAAUCCAAAAAGGCACUCUCUCAAGAGUCACUCUCAACGCCGAAGUAGAACCAGACCAAGGAUUCGCCACCGAAUUGAACUUGAACUACGAAGUCGCAGGAUCGACGGAGACCGGCGGCACAAUUCUGACACGGCCAAAAUACAAUAGCACAUUAACAUUCCUCCGAUUAGGAAUCGACGGCAACGUCAGGCUGUUCACAUACAACGACAAAGUGGAUUGGGGCCCGUCGGAGAUUUCGUUCACGCUCUUCGAUAGGGAAUCGAAUACGGAGAACGAAUGCCAGUGGCCGGAGAGAUGCGGGCAGUUGGGGGUGUGUGAGGAGAACCAGUGCGUGGCCUGCCCGACGGAGAAGGGGCUGCUGGGAUGGAGCAAGAUGUGUAUGGCGAAGAAGGUAAGUUCAUGUGAUCCUAAAAGCUUCCAUUACUAUAAACUUGAAGGUGUGGAUCAUUUUUUGACUAAGUAUAACAAAGGAGAAGGGCCAAUGGGACAGAAGGAGUGCGAGAAAAAGUGCAAUUUGGAUUGUAAGUGUUUGGGUUAUUUUUACCAAACCAGAGGCUCACUUUGUUGGGUUGCAAAUGAGUUGAAGACUUUGAUCAAAGUUGAUAAUUCCACUCAUUUGGGAUUCAUCAAAACACCCAAUAUGUAGACUUUAAUAAUAUUAGGCUCUUCUUUCUUUCUAUGUAAUUUCUGAAUAUGUGUGUCUUAAAAUGUUUGUGUAAUAAUGGUAAAAAUAAAAUUGUUCGCGUAACCUUUUUUCUUUUUGCUUAGGUGAAAUUUUGGAAUAGUAUUUAUGUUGCAUCCUUUCUUACAAA
Messenger RNA from Benincasa hispida (wax gourd), 1569 nucleotides. Its product is annotated as epidermis-specific secreted glycoprotein EP1-like. The record is from RefSeq and is a predicted model, not a curated record. Gene Ontology annotation, cellular component: plant-type cell wall. NCBI's taxonomy places the organism in Eukaryota, Viridiplantae, Streptophyta, Magnoliopsida, Cucurbitales, Cucurbitaceae.